CUUAUCAAGUUUGCAACGUCUUUGAACCCAACCAGAACAACUGGUUGCUUACCACCUUCAUAAAUCGACAAGGCGCACACCGUAUUUAUACAGAAAUGCGCUUCACUGUACGGGACUGUAGCAGCCUUCCCAAUGUUCCUGGUUCCUGUAAGGAAACUUUCAACCUAUAUUACUAUGAAACAGACUCUGUUAUUGCCACCAAGAAGUCAGCUUUCUGGACAGAAGCCCCCUACCUCAAGGUGGACACUAUUGCUGCAGAUGAGAGCUUCUCUCAGGUGGACUUUGGUGGCAGGUUAAUGAAGGUGAACACAGAGGUGAGGAGCUUUGGGCCCCUCAAUCGGAAUGGCUUUUACCUUGCCUUUCAGGAUUAUGGGGCAUGCAUGUCGUUGCUGUCUGUAAGGGUCUUCUUUAAGAAAUGCCCAAGUGUGGUGCAAAAUUUUGCCAUCUUCCCAGAGACUAUGACAGGAGCAGAAAGCACCUCCUUAGUGAUUGCACGAGGUACAUGCAUUCCUAAUGCCGAGGAGGUGGAUGUGCCUAUUAAAUUGUACUGCAAUGGUGAUGGGGAAUGGAUGGUUCCCAUUGGCCGCUGUACUUGCAAGGCUGGAUAUGAGCCUGAGAACAAUGUGGCCUGUAAAGCUUGCCCGGCAGGGAUGUUCAAAGCUAACCAAGGAACAGGAGUCUGUACACAAUGUCCUUCCAACAGUCGCUCCAUGUCAGAAGCUGCUCCCAUCUGCACUUGUCGCAAUGGAUACUAUCGGGCUGACUUUGACCCAUCAGAGGUAGCUUGUACUAGUGUUCCUUCAGGACCUCGCAAUGUAAUCUCUAUUGUCAAUGAGACAUCAAUUAUAUUAGAAUGGCACCCACCUCGGGAGACAGGAGGUCGUGAUGAUGUGACCUAUAACAUAGUCUGCAAAAAGUGUCGGUCAGAUCGCCGUAGCUGCUCCCGCUGCGAUGACAAUGUGGAGUUUGUACCAAGACAGCUGGGUCUUACGGAAACUCGAGUCUUCAUCAGCAACCUGUGGGCCCAUACACCAUACACCUUUGAAAUCCAAGCAGUCAAUGGAGUUUCCAAUAAAAGCCCAUUCCCACCACAGCAUGCCUCAGUAAACAUCACCACCAACCAAGCAGCACCUUCCACAGUUCCUAUUAUGCACCAGGUAAGUGCCACCAUGAGGAGCAUCACGCUGUCAUGGCCUCAGCCAGAACAGCCCAAUGGCAUCAUCCUGGACUAUGAAAUCCGUUAUUAUGAGAAGGUGAGCCGGAUCUGCAUCCCUGAGAUUAGCAGCGCUAUGGGCUCAAGACCAGCUACCGACCACAGUGAGUACAACUCCUCCAUGGCCAAAAGUCAGACCAACACUGCACGAAUCGAUGGGCUCCGGCCAGGGAUGGUUUAUGUAGUGCAGGUGCGGGCUCGGACUGUGGCCGGCUAUGGGAAAUACAGUGGGAAAAUGUGCUUCCAAACCUUGACAGAUGAUGACUACAAGUCAGAACUGAGAGAACAACUGCCAUUGAUUGCUGGCUCUGCAGCAGCAGGGGUCGUCUUCAUUGUCUCCUUAGUGGCUAUUUCAAUUGUUUGCAGCAGGAAACGAGCCUAUAGCAAAGAGGCUGUCUACAGUGACAAGCUACAGCACUACAGCACUGGUCGAGGCUCCCCUGGAAUGAAGAUCUACAUUGAUCCUUUUACAUAUGAGGACCCCAAUGAAGCUGUCCGUGAAUUUGCCAAGGAAAUUGAUGUGUCUUUCGUGAAGAUUGAAGAAGUCAUUGGAGCAGGAGAAUUUGGUGAAGUUUAUAAAGGGCGCCUGAAACUGCCUGGCAAGAGAGAAAUUUAUGUGGCUAUUAAGACAUUAAAGGCCGGCUAUUCUGAGAAACAACGACGGGAUUUCCUGAGUGAGGCCAGCAUCAUGGGUCAGUUUGACCAUCCAAAUAUUAUUCGGCUGGAGGGGGUUGUCACUAAAAGUCGGCCAGUGAUGAUCAUCACAGAAUUUAUGGAAAAUGGAGCCCUGGAUUCUUUUCUGAGACAAAAUGAUGGUCAGUUUACAGUCAUUCAGUUGGUGGGAAUGCUACGAGGGAUUGCAGCUGGCAUGAAGUACCUUGCAGAAAUGAAUUAUGUCCACCGUGAUCUUGCAGCCAGGAAUAUCCUGGUCAACAGCAACCUGGUCUGUAAAGUAUCUGACUUUGGUCUCUCUCGCUACCUGCAAGAUGACACCUCAGAUCCAACUUAUACCAGCUCUUUGGGUGGGAAAAUUCCAGUAAGGUGGACAGCACCAGAAGCUAUUGCCUACCGCAAAUUCACAUCCGCUAGUGAUGUAUGGAGUUAUGGUAUUGUUAUGUGGGAAGUAAUGUCAUUUGGAGAAAGACCCUAUUGGGAUAUGUCCAAUCAAGAUGUAAUUAACGCAAUUGAGCAAGACUACCGGCUCCCUCCACCCAUGGACUGCCCAGCUGCUCUACAUCAACUUAUGUUAGAUUGCUGGCAGAAAGACCGCAACACCAGGCCACGCUUUGCUGAAAUAGUUAACACUUUAGAUAAAAUGAUCCGAAAUCCAGCAAGCCUCAAAACUGUGGCUACCAUCACCGCUGUGCCUUCUCAGCCACUGUUGGAUCGCUCCAUCCCAGAUUUCACUGCCUUUACCUCAGUAGAAGAUUGGCUGAGUGCCAUCAAAAUGAACCAGUACAGAGACAGUUUUCUAACUGCUGGCUUCACAUCCCUUCAGUUAGUUGCACAAAUGACAUCGGAGGAUCUUUUUAUGCCUUUAUUUGAUGUCAGAAGUAUAUGGAAAGAUGCCAGUCCGGACAGUCAAGCUUACCACUGCAGUCCCCUACUCCAUUUCCAUUGGCAAGGUAGCCAUGAUGCUCUGCAGAUGAGCUGUGAUCUCCUGGGGAUGCUGUCAGGCUCUUGUGUCAAGGACAUGCUCUGGCCUGAAGAGCAGAGACAACAGGAGUCAACCUGCAGUCACAUGCACUGUUCCAGCCAAAAGAGGUCCUGCCAUGUACAUAGCCAAUGAGAUAUCUGUAAAGGAUGGCAUUCUCUUGUACAUUUUCCCCUUUCUCUUUCAACUCAUUGAUUGUGUCAAAAUUGUCC
Messenger RNA from Python bivittatus (Burmese python), 3079 nucleotides. NCBI's taxonomy places the organism in Eukaryota, Metazoa, Chordata, Lepidosauria, Squamata, Pythonidae. The record is from RefSeq and is a predicted model, not a curated record.